Molecule: messenger RNA, 1224 nt
Organism: Talaromyces stipitatus ATCC 10500
Lineage: Eukaryota; Fungi; Ascomycota; Eurotiomycetes; Eurotiales; Trichocomaceae
Product: BSD domain protein
Exons: 2
Coding region: 1-1224 (407 amino acids)
Cellular component (GO): cytoplasm
Source: RefSeq, a predicted model, not a curated record
AUGGAUUUCGCAUACGAUCAUAUUCAGGAGGAGAUCCUAGCUUCCAGACAAGCCGAGAAGAACGAAGACGGAACCCAACAAACCGAGUCACAGAACAUUAAUCUCGGCGCUGAAUUCGAAGAGACUUUUCGAGCCUUCUCCAACAGUCCCUGGGGUGCCAAAAUUGGCGGUCUAUGGAGUAAUGUACGGAAACAAGGCGAGAGUUACUACGAAGGUGCUAGACAGGAAUACGCUGCAGUGAGCGAGGAAGCUACCAAAGGCUUCUCCGAUCUUCGCGAUAGUAUCGUCGAUAGGACCAAAGGGAUUUCGCUAGGCGGCGCUCUAUCAGCAAUUGCUCCAAGUAAUGAAACAACCACGGACGAAUCUAUACCCAAGGCCGCAGAUAAGGAGAACAAGGAAGAAGGUGAGUUGAAGGACCAAGCACAGACCGAAGAAGGCGAAAGUUUCAUUUCACGAUUUCGGGCCGAAGCUGCGAAGAGACUGAAGGAAAUCGAAAGGGCGGAAGACGCAGCUGACGAAGCCCUGGUUCGAUUCGGUACGAACAUUCGUAGCUUCCUGCGAGAUGCUGUCAGUAUCGCUCCACCGGAACAAGGGUCCGACAAGGUACUUUUCGAGAGUAAGGAUUCGGAAGGGAAACGCGUGUUUCAUGCUACUCGCCUCGAAGCUCAAUUACACGCUAUUCACACCAAUUUAGAAGGACUAAAGAAGGAUCCGGAUAGUGAGCAGUGGACUGCCUUCAAGAAAGAUUUCAAUGUGGAGAGCAAGACGGAUGAUAUAACUAAGGACCUUGAACAAUACCCUGAGCUUCGCCGGGCUAUGGAGAAGCUCGUCCCAGAGACGGUUGACUAUAGUGGAUUCUGGUCGCGGUAUUACUUUCUCCGUCUAGCUGUUGAGACAGAGGAGCAAAAGCGCAAGGAACUACUUAAAGGCGCCAACACAGCCGCCGACGAAGAAGAAGUCGGCUGGGACGAAGACUCAGACUCCGAGUCACCAUCAACUCCUCACGUAAAGUCCAAGCCAAGCGCCGCAUCGUCCCAAAACCUUACCGUUGUUGACGACUCCAAUCUAUUGAGCGAACCACGUCGAUCCAAUGACCAGCAUUCACAACCCGAUAGUGAAUCAAGCUACGACGUUGUGAGCGGUGCUACCAGUCAGACUCCUGCCAGUCCUCGCGAAAAGCCCGCUGCAAAUACAUCUGAAGAUAGUGACGAAGAUUGGGAAUAA